This is a messenger RNA of Theobroma cacao (cacao), 732 nucleotides long. Its product is annotated as RNA-binding (RRM/RBD/RNP motifs) family protein. Gene Ontology annotation, molecular function: RNA binding. Lineage: Eukaryota; Viridiplantae; Streptophyta; Magnoliopsida; Malvales; Malvaceae. The record is from RefSeq and is a predicted model, not a curated record.
AGACAAAACAAAACAAACUGGAAUUCCGAAAUCAAAGAUGAGGGCACUCAUCUGUUUUGUCUUUUUCCCUCUCUGCUAGAAAGCUGAAAAUGGCGGCGUCAAAUUUGGGAGGAAGCAUCCUGAAAUACGUCUAUCAUUCAAGCAGCCUAUACAAUAAGAAUCCAGGCCAACUCUUCUUCUUCAGAGGCUUCGCUUCUACCCUCUUCGUUAAAGGUAUUUCUUUCUCCACCACAGAGGAUGUAUUAGCUAAUUCAUUUUCACAAUUUGGCAAAGUAGUUGAAGCUAAGGUAAUGAUGGAUAGUGUUAGAAACAGAUCAAAAGGGUAUGGCUAUGUGACUUUUGCUGAAGAGGAUGAAGCCAGGAAGGCUCUUACAGUCAUGAAUGGGCAGUUGCUAGAUGGACGUGUCAUCUUUGUAGACAAGGUGCGGCCUGGUUCAAUUCCAAGGACCCCGAGUCAAGCGGCUGAUGAGUGAUUUUGGUAUUUUUUUUCAUGUCAUAUGAAUACACUAGAGAGUUGAAGCUAUGGAAAUCAAUUACAUUCAGAGUUUCGCUUUUUGUUUGAAAACAGUUUUCCUAGAAUGACAUGACAGAUGGAAUGGGUUUAAUAUUAUUUGUUCUAGGUCUGUCAGAGAAUUUGGAUCUUUGAUGAUUUUGUAGACAAUUUUGGUUUCUUCUCCCCUUCUAUUAUUGGGGUCGAUGAUAAGUUAGAUGUAGGUUAUUUACUUCCAAUCA